UAUACUUAUAAAAUAAAAAACAUUUACAUUAGCUAUUCAGAAUAUAAUAUUUAAGUAAAAUUAAGAAGUGUAAAAUGAAGGAUUGGCAAUUGAUAUAUUUUUUUAUGAUAAUUUCAUGUUUGAUAUUUAACGAAGGUAUUUUAAAUAAAGCUUUGAGUGAAAAAAAAAUAUGCCCAUUUGAAAACAGUACCAUAGAAAAAGCUGCUAGAAUUGGUGACAUUGAAACAUUAAAACUAGCUUACGAAAGUGAUUGUGAAUGGGAUGAAAAUACGACUGCUGAAGCUGCUGCAAAUGGACAUUUCGAAUGUUUAAAAUAUGCACAUGAAAAAGGAUGCCCAUGGAAUGAAAGGACAACCAGAUAUGCUGCUGCAAAUGGACAUUUCGAAUGUUUAAAAUAUGCACGCGAAAAUGGAUGCCACUGGGUUAAAGACAUAACUAGAUAUGCUGCUAUAGGAGGUAAUUUAAAUUGUUUAAAAUUUACUCAUGAAAUUGAUUGUACAUGGGAUUCAAGCAUAAAGAUUGCAGCAGCAGUAUAUGGGCGUCUAGAAUGUUUAAAAUAUGCACAUGAAAAUGGAUGUCCAUGGGAUGUAAGUAUAACGCUACAUGCUGCAUCAAAUGGGCAUUUAGAAUGUUUAAUCUAUGCACAUGAAAAUGACUGCAGUUGGAAUGCACAAACAACAAAAUAUGCUGCUGAUAAUGGAUAUUUUGAAUGUUUAAAAUAUGCCCAUGAAAAUGGAUGUCCGUGGGAUGUAAGCACAACGAUAAGUGCAGCAUCAAAUGGGCAUUUAGAAUGUUUAAUCUAUGCACAUGAAAAUGACUGCAGUUGGAAUGAAGAAACAACCAGAUAUGCCGCUGAAAAUGGACAUUUCGAAUGUUUAAAAUAUGCACAUGAAAAUGGAUGUCCAUGGGAUGUAACCACAACGAUAGCUGCUGCAUUAAAUGGGCAUUUAGAAUGUUUAAUCUAUGCACGUGAAAAUGACUGCAGUUGGAAUGAAGAAACAACCAGUUAUGCUGCUGCAAAUGGACAUUUUGAAUGUUUAAAAUAUGCACGCGAAAAUGGAUGCCACUGGGAUGAAGACAUUACUAAAUAUGCUGCAAUAGGUGGCAAUUUAAAUUGUGUAAAUUUUGUUUGCGAAAAUGGAUAUCCAUUUGAUGAUGACAUAAUUAUAGAUGCUAUUAUAAGAGGUAAUUUAGAAAUUUUAAAAUAUGCACAUAAAAAGGGAUUUCCAUGGCAUGAAAGAACAACAAAAGUGGCUGCAAGUUAUGGCAAUGUAGAAUUUUUUAAAUAUGCUCAUGAAAACGGUUGCAAAUGGGAUAGAGAAACAAUAAUUAUAGCAGCCACGAAGGGUAAUUUUGAAAUUUUAAAAUAUGCACAUCAAAAUGGAUGUCCAUUAGAUGAUAGGAUAACUAUUGUGGCCAUAAAAAAGGGUUAUUUUGAAAUUUUAAAAUAUGCACAUGAAAAUGGAUGUCCAUUAGAUGAUAGGAUAACUACUGUGGCUAUCGACAAUGGUUAUUUUGAAAUUUUAAAAUAUGCACAUGAAAAUGGAUUUCCAUUGCCCGAAGAAACAACAAAAGUAGCUGCAAGUUAUAGUAAUUUAGAAUUUUUAAAAUAUGCUCAUGAAAACGGUUGCAAAUGGGAUGAAGAUACAAUAAUUACAGCAGCCAAGAUGGGUAAUUUUGAAAUUUUAAAAUAUGCACAUGAAAAUGGAUGUCCAUUAGAUGAUAGGAUAACUACUGUGGCUAUCGACAAUGGUUAUUUUGAAAUUUUAAAAUAUGCACAUGAAAAUGGAUUUCCAUGGCCUGAAGGAACAACAAGAGUAGCUGCAAGUUAUGGUAAUUUAAAAUUUUUGAAAUAUGCUCAUAAAAACGGUUGCAAGUGGGAUGAAGAUACAAUAAUUACAGCAGCUAAGAAUGGUAAUUUAGAAGUUUUAAAAUAUGCACAUGAAAAUGGAUGUCCGUUGGAUGAUAGGAUAACUAUUGUGGCCAUCAAUAAUGGUUAUUUUAAAAUUUUAAAAUAUGUACAUGAAAAUGGAUUUCCAUGGCCUGAAGGAACAACAAGAGUAGCUGCAAGUUAUGGUAACUUAGAAUUUUUGAAAUAUGCUCAUGAAAACGGUUGCAAAUGGGAUGAAGGUACAAUAAUUACAGCAACCAUGAAAGGUAAUUUAGAUAUUUUAAAAUAUGCACAUAAAAAUGGAUGUCCAUUAGACGAUAGGAUAACUACUGUGGCUAUAGAUAAUGGUUAUUUUAAAAUUUUAAAAUAUGCACGUGAAAAUGGAUUUCCAUUGCCUGAAAAAACAACAAAAGUUGCUGCAAGUUAUGGUAAUUUAGAAUUCUUAAAAUAUGCUCAUGAAAACGGUUGCAAGUGGGAUGAAGAUACAAUAAUUACAGCAGCCAUGAAAGGUAAUUUAGAUAUAUUAAAAUAUGCACAUAAAAAUGGAUGUCCAUUAGACAAUAGGAUAACUACUGUGGCUAUAGAUAAUGGUUAUUUUAAAAUUUUAAAAUAUGCACAUGAAAAUGGAUUUCCAUUGCCUGAAAAAACAACAAAAGUUGCUGCAAGUUAUGGUAAUUUAGAAUUCUUAAAAUAUGCUCAUGAAAACGGUUGCAAGUGGGAUGAAGAUACAAUAAUUACAGCAGCCAUGAAAGGUAAUUUAGAUAUAUUAAAAUAUGCACAUAAAAAUGGAUGUCCAUUAGACAAUAGGAUAACUACUGUGGCUAUAGAUAAUGGUUAUUUUAAAAUUUUAAAAUAUGCACAUGAAAAUGGAUUUCCAUUGCCUGAAAAAACAACAAAAGUUGCUGCAAGUUAUGGUAAUUUAGAAUUCUUAAAAUAUGCUCAUGAAAACGGUUGCAAGUGGGAUGAAGAUACAAUAAUUACAGCAGCCAUGAAUGGUAAUUUAGAUAUAUUAAAAUAUGCACAUAAAAAUGGAUGUCCAUUAGACAAUAGGAUAACUACUGUGGCUAUAGAUAAUGGUUAUUUUAAAAUUUUAAAAUAUGCACAUGAAAAUGGAUUUCCAUUGCCUGAAAAAACAACAAAAGUUGCUGCAAGUUAUGGUAAUUUAGAAUUCUUAAAAUAUGCUCAUGAAAACGGUUGCAAGUGGGAUGAAGAUACAAUAAUUACAGCAGCCAUGAAUGGUAAUUUAGAUAUAUUAAAAUAUGCACAUAAAAAUGGAUGUCCAUUAGACAAUAGGAUAACUACUGUGGCUAUAGAUAAUGGUUAUUUUAAAAUUUUAAAAUAUGCACAUGAAAAUGGAUUUCCAUUGCCUGAAAAAACAACAAAAGUUGCUGCAAGUUAUGGUAAUUUAGAAUUCUUAAAAUAUGCUCAUGAAAACGGUUGCAAGUGGGAUAAAGAUACAAUAGUUACAGCAGCCAUGAAUGGUAAUUUUGAAAUUUUAAAAUAUGCACAUAAAAAUGGAUGUCCAUUAGAUGAUAGGAUAACUACUGUGGCUAUCGAUAAUGGUUAUUUUGAAAUUUUAAAAUAUGCACAUGAAAAUGGAUAUCCAUGGCCUGAAAGUACUACAAAAGUAGCUGCAAGUUAUGGUAACUUAAAAUUUUUAAAAUAUGCUCAUGAAAAUGGUUGCAAAUGGGCUGAAGGUACAACAAUAGUUACAGCAGCAAUGAAUAUUAAUUUAGAUAUUUUAAAUUAUGCACACAAAAAUGGUUGUCCAUGGGAUGAUGGUAUACUUACUGCGGCUAUUAAUAGAGGUAAUUUAAUAAUUUUAAAUUAUCUCCUUGAAAAUGGAUGUCCAUGUGAUGAGAAAACAACACAAGUUGCUGCAAGUUAUGGCAAUUUAGAAUUAUUAAAAUAUGCUCAUGAAAACAGAUGCAAAUGGGCAAUUGGCACAACUAAAUCUGCUGCUUUUUAUGGGUAUUAUGAUUGCUUAAAAUUUGCAUAUGAAAAUGGAUGUCCAUGGGAUUAUGACACAACUAGAGUUUCUGCAGCAAGUGGUUGUUUAGACUGUUUAAAAUAUGCUCAUGAAAAUGAGUGUCCAUGGCAUGAAGAAACAUUAAAUACAGCUGCCGCACAUGGUAAUUUAGAUUGUUUAAAAUAUGCAUAUGAACAUGGAUAUAAUUGGACUGAAGGUACGAUGAGAGGCGCUGCUGCCAAUCGACAAUUAGAAUGCAUCAAAUAUGCCUAUGAAAACGGUUGUAAAUGGGAUGAGGGUACAACAAGGGAAGCAGUAGCAAGUGGUUGCAUUGAUUGUCUGAAAUUUGCUCAUAAAAAUGGAUGUAAUUGGGAUGAAGGUACAAUAGUUACAGCUGCCAUGCGCGGAAAUUUAAGUUGCUUAAUAUAUGCCCAUGAAAAUGGAUGUAAAUGGGAUGAAGGCACCACAAGACUUGCUGCUGCAAAAGGUCAGUUUCGUUGUUUAAAAUAUGCCCAUGAACAUAAUUGUCCAUGGAGUAUAAAUACCAUUUAUGAAGCUACUCGAAGAGGUUUUUUGGAGAUAAUCAACUAUGCUAACAAGAAUGGCUGUAUUAAUUAGAUUACUAAAUUGUGUAUAAAAUUAACGUGUAUUAAAAAUGUAUACUAGGGGACCUUUAGCUACAUGAAAGGAUUUUUUUUUUUAAUAGUUUUAAGUGCUACCCCCUAGAAUUAUUUAAAUACAUAAAAAAAUAAACUGUACAAAAUUUGGAGACGAAUGGUCAACUAUAAGACGUGUCCCAAAGGGGUUAAUAAUAACCCCUCAAGGGUGGUUUCUUUUGUCUAUCUCAAAAAUUUAAUAUUAAUCUUAACAAUUUCAUUUUUUUCUAUUUAAUAAUGUCAAUUUCAAACUUGCUAGUUGAGCUAAAAGUUAUGGUAAUAAAUUCAUUUCUUUUUUUUUAUUAAAACUUUCACUUUAAAGGACAAAAAAAAGUAGUUUCAAAAUUAUUACUAUUAACAUAUUAAAAACCAAAAUCAAUAAUAAUUUGAAAACAAUUAAUUUUAAAAAUUAUAUACUUUAUAAUUAAAAGAAUUACUAAUAUGGGUAUAAUUAAGGAAAUAGAAGUUGAUAUUGCUUUUGUAAUUAUCCAUCAAUUUCUUAGAAUGAAACACUAUCAAUAGAUUUGCAUCGAAGCGUUUCUUAUGAUAGUGAUUUUAAUCACUGUCGGAUUAAAUUUAUACUGGACCCAACUAUGCAAUGUCUCCACUAUGCCGUGACCCCACUUUGCUGGAUUUUUAAAGUAAAAUUUAAUACGUCAUCUGGACCAGACGUAUUAAAUUAUUGAUUCCUAUUUUCUAUAAAUUCCAAAAGACUCGGCAAAAUAUAAAUAAAACAAAUUACUUAAGUGGAUACUGUUAUUUUAGAAAAAUUAAAAACAAAAAAAGACGAUAUUUUGAAAUUUAGUUUUGAACAAUUACAAAAAUACUGUAUGGUGCAGAACGCCUUUAGAAAGAUCUAGUUGAUCAGUUGUUACAAAGAUCAUUGAUUAUAUUAUUUCGUGGGACAGCUGAUCAUCAGCAUUUUGCUUUACUCACCCCCUUGCCCACCCAUCACGGCAAAUCGAUGACCUCCGUGUCGGUUUUCAUCCGUGUACAGUUUAUUGUCGUAAGUCAGUCAGUCGAUUGUUUUUUGUGUCACUUUUUUUCUGUUGCAAGCGCCUUCGCUUGAAUAGUAAAUUGUUCCGCCAUUGUACGUCGUUAUUCUUUUAUUUGUUUAUUGCACCCUUGUGCUCAAAGUUUACAUGCCCUUGCACGCCACUAGUGAUAGGGCCCUGACCAUCACUAAAUAUUAUCAUUGCCGUAUUCUGUUCUCAUCUGCCAUUACGUGCCUGGAUGUACACUCUGACUCGUCAUAUUCAGAUGUUCGACACCAUUACCACAAGAUCUCAUACAGUCCACUCAUCGUCAUCAACAGCUUCAUCUAUUCAGCUGAGUUUAUAUUAUUUGUAAUGUUAUUUAUUGUUUGUUUUAAUUGAGAUUAACUAUUUGUUUUAUGCCGCUUCGCCGGCCACUAGUAUUAAGGGGCCCCCGUUACCCCUUAAAUUUAAGAUACUCUCUGAGGAAUUUCUAAUAUAUGUGAUUAUUUGUUAUUAAAUUAUUGUCUACUCUCGUUUACUUAUUGGGUGUAUAGUUAGCCGUCAUCUCCUAGGUGACCCACUCACGCAUCAAUAAUAACGUUUUUUAAACAGGCUUAAGGUAAAACGGCAUUUUAGUGCGGUGCACAACUAGCAGUCCUACGGUCUAGCUGCCUCGCGCACCACAAAUACCAACCUCGAAAUGACUAUAAGGAACUUUUAGAAUUGGCAUAAUAUUUUUUAGUGAACACCUUUGAAUGGAAUUUAUUUUAAAAUUCCUGACUCAAUCCAUCAUGCUUGUUGGAUGGCCAAGGCCAUUUAUGGUUUGAAAAUUUUUUUGUUUAGGGGCCAAUUUGAAUUUUCAAUCAAAGAGUUAAAUAAUAUUCGUUCAUUAUGUAUUAUUAAGUUUAUAUAUUAAAAAAUGGUUUAGUGCGCCAAAUGCUACAUUAGCGCCAAAUUUUGAUUUACAAUUUAAUAAAAAUAUAAUUGUUUAUGAACCAAAAGAUAAAGGUAUUUCCAAAGUAGUUUUAAAAAAAAUUGUAGGAUUUUAAUAGUAAAUAAUGGAAAAUAUGUCGAAUUAAAAAUGUAUAGAAAAUUAAAUUCGACCGAACGAUCCGCAGUUGCCUUUAAUAUAUGAACAGCGCCUCUGUCGCUUAUCUUACACCUAUCAAAUGCAGUAGCAAGUUUGUCGGUUAAAAUAUUUUUUUUAACUCUAAAUUGGGGAAGAUUAGGUUUUUCAAUUAAUUUUUCGGUCUCAUCACACUCAUUAGAACUGUUUGAAGAUGAAUAUAACAUUUCUGAGUUAACGACAUGAUCUAUAAUAAUAAAUAUGUUGACUUACUACUUUGGAAAUAUUUUAAGAUAUUUUUUUAAUUACCUAAAAUUUCCAUUUCAUCGUAUGUUUUUCUUUUUCUUUGGAUUAUAUUUAAAUUUUUAUUUUGUUGAUUCAUUUCACAAGCCUAACCUUCAUUUUCCCUCUGAGCCAAUAAAAAUUGUUAAUCAACUUUUUUUUUAUUUAAGUUUAAAACGUCAGAAUGAGCGAUAUCAAAUAAGUCAUUAAGCUUAUUGACAAAAUCCUUUUCAUUUCUUGUGUCUCAUAAUGACUUUCUAGUCGCGUGUUUUUGUAAUUUUCUCCAUUCAUUGUAUAAUAGUUCAAUUUUUUUAACGGAGUGACUUUUUUUUUAAUAGGUAUUCUGGUUUUUUGCAAAAUAUUUCGAUUUCAUUAUAUUUAUAUUAAAUACAUAUAUAUAUAUAUUAAUACAUAUAUAUAAAUGUAUAUUAAAUACAUUAAUGAAGCACUAUCGUGAACAUUUAAAUUAACCACGCGCAUAUUAUAAAAAAGAACAUAUAGUACUUGUUUAUUUGAUGGAAACUUACUGCCGACGAUUUGAUUUUACAUUUAAUUAAUUAAAUAAAUUUUAUUUGUAUCUCGAAGGUUCAUUUUAGAUGUUGAAGCCAUUUUUUUAAAAAAAUAUUAAAAUCUCAACUUGUCUUGAGUUGUAUAAUUAGAAACGUAAGUAUAAAAUAUAAGAAAAUUGUUGAAUAUGAAAUUCAUGAACAACGAACGACAGCUGAUUCGAUUAUGAUCUAAACUUUUCAAUUACUAGAUGACAUGCAAUCUUGGAAGGCGAAAUUUUAGUUGGUUAUAUACGUAGGCUCAUCUUUUCAAGAAUACCAGAUAAAACAAGACAAUCAAGUGUUUAAAAUUAAUAAUCAAUAGCAUUAUUUUGAAAAUGACUUUUUUAUUAGCCUAUAAACAACAUAAAUUUUAUGGCUCUAUAAGCUAUGAAGAUACUAAGAAAAACCGCAU
Messenger RNA from Daktulosphaira vitifoliae (grape phylloxera), 7801 nucleotides. RefSeq lists its product as uncharacterized. The transcript has 3 exons. The coding region runs from base 75 to 4478 and encodes 1467 amino acids. Gene Ontology annotation, molecular function: protein binding. NCBI's taxonomy places the organism in Eukaryota, Metazoa, Arthropoda, Insecta, Hemiptera, Phylloxeridae. The record is from RefSeq and is a predicted model, not a curated record.